AUGCGUGAACCUUGGUGCUUUGUAUCCGGCGAGGAGUCCAUAGUGCACGCGGCUGAUAACCAACAUGCUUCUUCGGAUGGGGCGGGGUUCCACUCUGUACUGUCCGUAGAUGCUGAGGCCGACGCUGGCUGUGACCCCAGUCGUAUCGUUGCCUUAUGGAGUGCUUCUAAAGACUUUGGGGCGACAUCUGCUCGGCUGGCUGUCGCUGUCAUACCCCAGAACGAUCUUCUGAAGGCAGCAUUGUCAUCCCUCUCCUUUUCUUUUCGCAUAUCUUCUUUGGCCGACUGCUUUUUCUCUACCUUCCUUUCGGCGAAGUCAUCCUAUCUUCCCAAACCUUCAUCUGGCUCAGAAGAAAAGUCGUUGGUCGACGUCUAUUUGAUAGAAAACUCGGCCAGGUUGCGGAACGCAAAACGACAUCUCAGCGAUUGGUGCCUUUCCAAGAAUAUCCAAGUUCUUGACUCCAAUUUUGGUGCGCAUUGA
Coprinopsis cinerea okayama7#130 is the source of this 480-nucleotide messenger RNA. RefSeq lists its product as hypothetical. Lineage: Eukaryota; Fungi; Basidiomycota; Agaricomycetes; Agaricales; Psathyrellaceae. The transcript is spliced from 3 exons. The record is from RefSeq and is a predicted model, not a curated record. The coding region runs from base 1 to 480 and encodes 159 amino acids.